Suillus plorans is the source of this 1742-nucleotide messenger RNA. RefSeq lists its product as uncharacterized. Bases 24 to 1742 code for a protein of 572 amino acids. NCBI's taxonomy places the organism in Eukaryota, Fungi, Basidiomycota, Agaricomycetes, Boletales, Suillaceae. The record is from RefSeq and is a predicted model, not a curated record. The transcript is spliced from 10 exons.
UGUAUGGUUAACUGCCAUUCGAUAUGAAAGGAAUGGAUGAUGUUGUACCGACUAUCGACUUUUCUCCUUCCGGUAGCAAAGAGCCGUCGUAUUCGCUGAAACGAGAUGACAUUGAUGUGUUGCUUCAAGUCCUGGGUGAUCUGGAGUCCUGGGCGCAGUCAAGUUCAGACCCUGUGGCGAUGGGCUCAAUACAGGAAGCAAGAAGUGCAGUGGAUAAGCUCAUAACUAAGAUGGAUAAUCUGGAAGCUGGGUUCGACCAUAUUGCUGAGCAUUCUUUACUCUCGGCAUCACGACUGUCCUCAUCAUGCAGAAGGUUAACAGAAGCAAACAAGCAUGCAUUUCAAGAACUGGCUGAGCAACUGCACGAAAUGCAAGAAUCCCAGGCAAACCAGGAAAACGAUCUUCAAACCACUGAACUCACAUCUCACUCCGAGCGGGAACGUGCGGAUAUACUGGAGUAUGAGCUGCACCAAGCCAAAGUGCAGAUUGAAAGCAAGGUUGCAGCCCGACGCAUACUGGAGCGCUGUAAUCUGGAGUUGGCCCAAGACUUCAAAAAAGAGCGACAGAAUCGUGUUCUAGCACUUGUUGAUGCAACGGAACAGACAUGUGCAGUUGAAGUAAUGAGGCAGGAGUCAUCGCAGGUCCAUUCGCGAGCAGAGGAAGUGAAAGCUUUGGAGGCUAGGAAUGCAUCAAAAAUUUCCCAGCUGGUCGAGGAGCAAGGAACAACUCUGCAGAACCUGGAGGCAACACGUUCCAGAGGGGAAAACUUGGAAACCCAGAUCCAAACUGCUCGCUCUGAAGAGCAAACUCCACACCUGUUGCUGGUCCAUCUUCAUGCCUAUAUCGACCCACGGCUGCCUAGCGUGUCUCUAGGCGCUGAAUUGUCACCCGAGUUCUCGCUGGAUGUCAGCAUGUCAGAUGGACCGAACACUGUUGUCACUCCAGAACUCGAGCUGCCAGCUCUCAGCCUUGCAAUCUUGUCAUCAUCCAUACUCACAUCCAUACUCGCUCUCCCCAUCUCGCAUUACCUCGAGAUUCCUUUGGAUCCAAUUAGCCUCACUGAAGCUCUACCUUUCUUUGUGUGCAUGGAGGGCAGGUGGCGUGGCCAGAUGAAACCUGCUGGCAAAGUAGUUAUGGAAGCCAUCGAAAACAGCGGUAAUGCCAUCUUACAUGAAAUGCUCAUGAAGAACAGCCUACCACCAGAAGUUAAGGAAGAGAAUCCCCUCGCACGUCUGAAACUUCUUCUCAUUGCACCCUUCCUAACUAUGCACAUUCUCAACUUUGCAACCACACUCACUCCCGCAGCCAUUUCAAGAUACCAGACUCAGACCUUGAUUGACUCUGCAAGAACCGCCUAUUCGGUGUCACACAGAGUUGACAUAACCUCUCCUGCCAUUGCUAGUGUCCUCACCAACCUUGCUGCUAUUGACGCCACUCUUCAAGUAGAAGUUGAGGUCGAAGCCAACGUGUCUGCAUCUACUGAUCUGCUUGUCAAGAUCGCCCCGCCCCUGUACAUCCGCAUCACGCCACCAGGUCCAGUUCGUCCCCGCGUACUAUUCAGAUCUACCGAGGCGAUCGAGAACUUCAUGACUGGUUGGACAACACUCAUUGGCGACCCCAUUCUAUCAAAAUGGAUUGUCCUUGUCCUCGCUGUCAGCGUGGCACUCAAGGGUAUUGCUGAGGGUGCUAUGCGUGGAAUCCGAAUCACAGAUGAAUAUACCCAUGAAAUACAGCGAACUUGA